Molecule: messenger RNA, 3381 nt
Organism: Didymella exigua CBS 183.55
Lineage: Eukaryota; Fungi; Ascomycota; Dothideomycetes; Pleosporales; Didymellaceae
Product: Vps54-domain-containing protein
Exons: 3
Coding region: 1-3381 (1126 amino acids)
Biological process (GO): retrograde transport, endosome to Golgi; Golgi to vacuole transport
Cellular component (GO): GARP complex
Molecular function (GO): syntaxin binding
Source: RefSeq, a predicted model, not a curated record
AUGGACACGCAUCAGUGGCCGCGCAGGUCGACGGAGAGCUUCGAGUUCUUGUCGCCGACGCUGCAGCAGAGCCAGUACCCGUUCCCGCCGCACGACUGGACGAGCCGCCCCAGCUCGACGGGCGGCCGCCACCAGCCGCGUCGCGGGUCGACGGCCAGCAGCAUGCACUCGGUCGGCGGCGUGCUGGACGCAGGCUUCAAGGCCCUAUCGGAAGAGCGAGGCCCGACGAACGCCGCCAUCGCGACCCUCCUCACGCCGCCCGUAAUGCGCACCGGCAUGCUGCCCUACACGGCCGCGCAGGCCAGCUCCGGCCACCGCCCGCCCUCGACGCGCGACAUCCCGCCCGUGACGCUCACCAACAUUGCCCACGUCGAGCCGGCCGCCUUCAACGCAUACCUGUCGCAGAUCGGCACCCUCUACGAUGCCUUCCAGCGUGCCCAGGCCGACGCCGACGCCGCGGCCGCCGCGGCCGCCGCCGCGCAGCAGCCGUGCACGGAGCCGCAGCCCGCGUCGACGACGCCCUCGCCCGCCGCCACGCCCAGCGGCGCCCCAAAGGCCAGGCGGCGCCAGAGCGGGUCCAAGCGCGGCCCGCCCGCCGUCACGCCGCUGUCGACGAUCCCGGGCGUCUACUUCGACGAGUCGUUCCGCCUCGAGAACCCGCGCACCUUUGACAUUGUGAGCGAGCGCUCCGAGGUGGUGCGGCCCGUGCGGCCGCCGACCAAUGACGCCGUCUACAGCGCGAACGGCACAGCAGAGGCCCCGCCGCCCUCGGGCAGGAAGGCGCUGGCGACCAAUGCCAUUCUGCAGGAGAAGCUGUCGUGGUACAUGGACACGGUCGAGGUGCACCUCAUAUCGGCCAUCUCCACGGCGUCGACGUCCUUUUUCGCCGCGCUCGGGUCGCUGCGUGAGCUGCAGACCGAGGCUGCCGAGUCGGUUGCGCAGAUCAAGGAGCUCAGAGAGGACCUCAGGAGGCUGGACGAGCAGAUGGCGAUAGGAGGGCUGAGGGUCGUUGGCAUGAAGAGGCGGCGCGAGAAUCUGAGGAGACUGACCGACGCCGUGGACCAGCUGCAGGCCGUCAUCUACGGCGUGUCGCACUGCGACGAGUCGGUCGAAAAGGGCGAGCUCGAGGCGGCCGCAGCGCGCCUGGUCGUCAUCGAACGACUGAUCACGGGCGUGCUCGACCCCUCGGAUUCGAACGUCACGUCCUGGCUGAAGACGCAGCUGCCUCGGCGACUCAUCGAUCUACGUGGCCUGCGCGCGCUGGACGGCAUCUUCGAGGGCAUGGGCGACAUGAAGUUCCGCAUAGGCAGGGGUUUCGAAGUGCGCUUCCUCGAUACACUGCUCGCCGACCUCGGCGAGCAUAUCAAGAACGUGCCGAGCCGCGAAACCCUCGAACGAUGGGUCGCUGCAUCGACAAAGGCGCGAGGCGCCCCGGCGGCGCCCAAGCCCAAGCUGAUGCCUGCAUACCUCACCACCAGCACAGAGUUUCGCUCAAAGUUACGAGCGAGCCUGCACGGCUUGAAUGACGCACAGUUCACGAACCAAGCUGCAGCGACUUUCAGAGAAGCCAUUGUAAAGGAGAUGAAGAUGAUCAUCCGCAGAUAUCUGCCCAGCUCGACAGACGACGAUGCUGAGUCGAUGACUUCUGUCUCGACACGAGGGGGCCGAGGGCAUAGCCAGCAGGACAAGAACUCGAUCCUAGCACGUAAUCUGCGAGCCAUGGAUGCCGCAGACGCCGAGGACUUCUUCACAAACAUCUUCACAGACAUUGGCGAGGCGUUGCGGCGACUCAGCACCCAGGUCAAGGUUCUGCUCGACGUCACGAGCGGCGUCUCGACACCACCAGCGUCUGCAGGAGGCCUUCGAUCGCCGCCGAAGAGUCCGUACAUGCAGAACAUUGACAGCUACAUGGAAGCGGGAUCCAAUGGUCAGAACGGCCUGGGCUCCAGCGACUUACAGAUGGAGCUCAUGCAGGCCCUCGACCUGUCCAGUCUGCUUGGUCAGGCCGUCGACGCUGCGCAGACACAAAUCACCAAACUGCUCAGGGUGCGCUCGGCACAGUCUGCAGAACUGCCACUCGAACGCUUCCUGCGCUACUUCAAGCUCUGCAGACUCUUCGCCGAUGAAUGCGAGGCCAUCUCUGGGCGCUCGGGCUCGGCGCUCAAAAGCGCAGUGAACGACCACAUCACCGCCUUUGUACAGAAAUUCUCCGACUUUGAGAAGCAAGAACUCGCAAAAGCCAUGGACUCGGACCGCUGGGAGCCCAAAGACUUCGACGUCUCCGACACCGAGGUGCUCGCGCGACUCCUCGGCAGCAUGGACGGCGACCCCCCCAACUGGGCAGAGACCGGCUCUGUCCUCAGCUCCGUCCCAGAACCCACCGCGAACGGCACAAACGGCGCCACCGAGGCACCAAAGGAAAAGAGCAAGACCACCACCCCUGCCAUUGUCGACGAAGAAAAAUACACAGUCUCCGCUUCUUCCACCUUCGUCCUGCGCGGCAUAGAACGCCACCUCAUCCUCCUCUCCCACAUCCCCAGCAUGACGUCGGACAUCUCCGUCUGCCUGUGCGAAUACAUAAAGCUCUUCAACAGCCGCCUGUGCCAGCUGAUCCUCGGCGCUGGCGCAAUGGCCACCGCAGGCCUCAAGAACAUCAACACCAAGCACCUCGCCAUUGCAAGCCAGACGCUGAGCUUCAUCAUCGCCGUAGUACCGUACAUACGCGAGUGCGCGCGGCGCCGCGCGGGCCCGACCCCGCCGGGCGGGAAGCCCGUCGGCACCGAGUUCGACAACACGAAGCGGCUGCUGCAGGACCAGCAGGGCAGCAUUCACGACAAGCUCACGGAUAUCUUGAGCGGCAGGGCGACGGUGCACAUGCGCGCGCUCAAAAAGGUCGUCUGGGACGAGGACGCAGAGGUCAAGCGCGAUGUCUCUGCCGCUAUGGAGAGCCUCACCAAGGACACCGUGACGAUGCACAAGGUCAUUAACAGGUACCUUGGCGAACUGCAGGUGCGGAUGAUCAUGGGCCCGGUGUUUGAGAGCUACAGAGAGCAGGUCGGCAAGGUCAUCAAGGAGGCGGGGGUCAAGACGCCCGGUGGCAAGGCUAGACUCGUGCGCGAGGCGAAGCUUUUUGAAGCCAAACUCGGACCCAUCGAUGGCGCGGGCAAUGUGGGCAAGUUCCUCAUGCAGCUCGCAGAGGGCAAGCCCGUUGCACAGCCCGCUGCCGACCCAGAACCGAGGAAGAGCGAGGAGAAGGCUGACGCGAGCGACGAGAAGGCUGACGCGAGCGACGAGAAGGCUGACGCGAGCGACGAGAAGGCUGACGCGAGCGACGAGAAGGUGGAAGACAAGCCCGAGCAGCAAAGUACUGCUACAUUGUAA